CAUCGGCGGACCUGCAGCUGUCUCCCCGGAAAAAGCGACGUCCAUUUCCUCUAAACAACCGCCUCCCACGCAAAUCAACAGUCACAUCCGCCAACAUGUCUCAAGCAAUGCGCAUCGUCCCUGGCAACUCCAACGUUCAGUCAUACACUCACAUCUCUCACACAUCUUCCGCACCCUCCGCCCCAGGCAUCCACGAUACUCUCCGCCACGGUGUCGGCGCAUCCCCCUUCGACUCCAAGUCCACACCCGCCUCUGCCCACCCUCUCGAGGCCCGACUGAAGAACUGGGAGGCCACUCAGGAGUCUCUCAAGAUGGAAACUCUUCGACGAACCUAUGGCAUGGCCGAGCCCAUCCGCCGUGGCAUGGAGCUCAAGAUUGUCCAGAACGGCGAGUGGCGGCCCAUGGCCCUUGGCGGCGGUCUGCCCAGCGUUCAUGAGGAUAUUCUUAGAGGCCGCGACACUACCAUUACUUGGGAGGAUGUCUUUAAGGGCGAUGAGACAAGGGCCGUGGCUGGAUUCCACGACGAGAUGGAGAAGAAGCUUAAGAUUCAGUAA
This is a messenger RNA of Fusarium venenatum, 554 nucleotides long. Its product is annotated as proteasome maturation factor UMP1-domain-containing protein. Lineage: Eukaryota; Fungi; Ascomycota; Sordariomycetes; Hypocreales; Nectriaceae. Gene Ontology annotation, cellular component: cytoplasm; nucleus. The record is from RefSeq and is a predicted model, not a curated record. Gene Ontology annotation, biological process: proteasome assembly.